GUCAGGAGGCAAAGUGUCGUUCAAGGUCACGCUGACGUCAGACCCGAAGCUCCCUUAUAAAGUCUUCAACGUGCCAGAGGAGGCGCCCUUCACAGCGGUGCUCAAGUUCGCUGCGGAGGAGUUCAAAGUGCCGCCACAGACCAGCGCCAUCAUCACCAACGAUGGAGUGGGCAUUAACCCUCAACAGAGUGCUGGCAACGUGUUCUUGAAGCAUGGUUCUGAUCUUCGCCUAAUUCCACGUGACCGCGUUGGUGGUUGCACCUACUGCUGA
Molecule: messenger RNA, 271 nt
Organism: Closterium sp. Yama58-4
Lineage: Eukaryota; Viridiplantae; Streptophyta; Zygnematophyceae; Desmidiales; Closteriaceae
Source: the annotation of a GenBank genome assembly